AUGGCUGCGCACCUUUCUGAUCGCCAACAGCACGACCUGCAUAAAGCAAUGCUGGAUUACCUGUAUAAUGCAGGAUAUAAGAAGACCUUUGAGCAGCUACGUGAAGAAGUGCCUGACUUGGCCGAUUUCACUCCUGAUCCAACCGCGACAUCGAGCGGGCUGCUGGUCAAGAAGUGGACCAGCGUGAUACGGAUGCAGAAGAAGAUCGUGGAACUGGAAUCGCGCUUGUCGCAAACUAUUGAAGAGAUGUCGAAUAUGGGCCCGAUGACGAGCGGAAAACGAGCGAAUAGGGAUUGGUUACCGAGCGCGCCUGCGAAACACACUCUAGUUGGUCACCGAGACAAGAUCAACAGCGUUAGCUUUCAUCCACUCUAUCCUGUAGUAGCUUCUGCGUCAGUCGACGCGACUGUCAAGAUAUGGGAUUGGGAAUCUGGAGAGCUGGAACGGACGUUGAAGAGCCACACGAAAUCUGUCACCGAUUGUGAUUACGAUUCCACGGGCAAGAUACUCGUCACAUGCUCCGAUGAUUUAUUCAUCAAGCUCUGGAACGUCGCAGAGGAAUACAAGAACUUUUCGACAUUGCGCGGCCACGAACACUCAAUAUCAUCGGUGCGAUUUCUGCCUGGAGACGCUCGUGUGGUGUCGUCAAGCCGCGAUCAUACGGUUCGGGUUUGGGACGUUCAGACUACGCAUUGCAUCAAGACGUUGAGGCCUCAUGAUGAAUGGAUACGCUCCGCCUUGCCAAGCCCCGACGGUCGCCUGCUGCUAACCUGCGCCGACGACCAUACUGCUCGAAUAACGGAUUUAGAGUCAGGCGCACUCAAAUCUGAAAUGCGUGGCCAUGACAACCGUAUAGAAAGCGCCAACUUUGUGCCAACGAUAUCGAUCCCAGCUGUUCGAGAGCUCAUUGCGCAGCCUGCUACAGCCCAAUCCGCCAAAGUAGAUUCUUUAGCGAUUUCCUUCGUAUUAACGGCAGGCCGAGACAAGACGAUAAAGCUUUGGGAUGCCCUUCGAGGGAGCUGUUUAUGGACAUUUGUGGGCCACGACGGCUGGGUACAAGCCCUCGCUUUCCAUCCAUCUGGGAAAUAUCUUUUAUCAGUGGCCGAUGACCAUACGCUUCGCGUGUGGGAUCUUAGAACGGGUAGAUGUCUUAGAAAGAUCGAGGCUCACAGCCCAUUUGCUCAAUGUCUGGCAUGGGGUAGAGCUGCCCCUUCCGCAGAUGGCAAAGAGGACUUGGAUAAGACACUCAAUGUUAUUGCGACCGGAGGCACCGACAAGGUCGUUAAGAUCUGGUGUCCCUAG
Pleurotus ostreatus (oyster mushroom) is the source of this 1302-nucleotide messenger RNA. RefSeq names its product protein with putative role during mitosis (gene PAC1). Gene Ontology annotation, molecular function: protein binding. The record is from RefSeq and is a predicted model, not a curated record. The transcript has 11 exons. Bases 1 to 1302 code for a protein of 433 amino acids. Lineage: Eukaryota; Fungi; Basidiomycota; Agaricomycetes; Agaricales; Pleurotaceae.